Chiloscyllium plagiosum (whitespotted bambooshark) is the source of this 3552-nucleotide messenger RNA. The record is from RefSeq and is a predicted model, not a curated record. Lineage: Eukaryota; Metazoa; Chordata; Chondrichthyes; Orectolobiformes; Hemiscylliidae.
GCAUGAUUACGUGCAUCAUUAGGUUAUUUACAUGCAUCCGAUUUUUGCUCUUCGGACUGGGUAAAAGAAUGAAUGCGGAUGUUAAGGACCGUCACUCCUAAUACAACAUUACUUUGUGUGAGGGAAGGUGAGAAGUAUAAGAAUUUAAAAUUUACUCUGGAAAAUGAAAUUUUCAAAAGGAUUACUGUUAGUGUCUGCAAUCGUGGGCCUUAUUCUGAUUCUUUUGACAUCAGCAGCUAUUAUUCUAGCAAAACUUCUGACAGAAGGUGAUUUAAAAAAGGAAACUUCAGAGUACCUGCAUCAUGGGUCAACAAACCAGACUUUGAUAAAUGGAACUUGUGGCUCCAGACCUGCAUUCUCCAGUAGGAUUGUUGGUGGGACAAACUCUGUGAAUGGUGAAUGGCCUUGGCAGGUUAGCCUUCAAAUCGGAUCACACGUCUGUGGUGCCUCUAUCAUCUCUGACAGAUGGCUCAUCUCUGCAGCUCACUGUUUUCAGAAAGCAUUCGCCAACCCUUCAAACUGGAAAGCUUACAUGGGAUCAAUCUUUGUUCGGCGUGGUAUAUCGAGACCCAUCAGUAGAAUCCACAUCCAUCCUAACUAUAGCAUUCCAAUGAACUUUAACAAUGACAUUGCACUACUGGAGCUUUCUUCUCCUCUCAUCUUCAAUAAGUUCAUCCAGCCAAUUUGUCUCCCAUCGAGUAGUGAAGUCAUCUCUGCUGGUCGAAAAUGUACAAUCACGGGAUGGGGAGCGCUUGCUUUUCAAGGCCCACCUGCAAACAUCCUUCAAAAAGCAGAAGUGAAAAUUAUCAACGACAAACGAUGCAAACGUACCUUUGGAAACCAAAUUAGUGAUAGGAUGCUGUGUGCUGGUAUCUUAGCAGGAGGAGUUGAUGCUUGUCAGGGUGAUUCAGGAGGUCCGCUGGUCUGUCGGAGAUCCAAUAAUACUUGGUUUCUAGCUGGGAUCGUGAGCUUUGGUAUUGACUGUGCGAAACCGAAUAUUCCUGGAGUGUAUACUCGUGUUACAGCUCUUAGAGACUGGGUGGAGCAGGAAACUGGAUUACUGCAAACACUUGCCUGCCAAAGAUGGUUUAGUCAAGAGGGGGCUGACAGUUUUUUGGCGGAUAUCUGGUGCUCGUCGUUUGAAAUGAAACCAUCCAAAAGGCUUCUGAUCCUCAUCUUGGUGGUUAUUUUCACUAUUCUGAUUGUGGCAGGAGUUGUGGCUAUUGUUUUAGGAGUUCUUCUGACACAAUCUUCCACUUCAAGUGAUAGCUUCUUUACAGGAGAUUUCAGAAUAUUAAACAUUAAUUACAAUGAUGCCUUGUCAAUGACUGGUUCCACUGGAUUCUCACAAUUAGCGAAUGAAAUUCAAAUAGAAAUAAAAAAUGUGUAUUCAAGUUCAAAGUUGUCUACACAGUUCGACAAUUCACAAGUUGUAGAAUUCAGGCCAGGCAGUGUUUUCGUAACACUUUUACUACAGUUCAAGAGAAAUGGAAGCACCUCUUUAACAGCAGAAACAGUCAAAAAUACAUUCCAGCAGAGCCUGACGCAAGUCAGUAUGUCCAGUCAAUCUGGUUCCUUGAAUGGUUUCAGCAUAGACUUGACAUCUAUUCGGUUCGCUGAAAUCAGUCAGACGGAUGCAAAAGUUCUUCUCACCAGUGUUUCUACGACAGAAAUCAUUACAUCAAAUCCAAGUACCAUGGUUGCCACAGACUCUCCUACCACAAGUAAAUCAAUUGAGAUGACUACAAAUGCAGUUACAACACCCACGACUAAAAUCUUAACUUCUACAACCAGAAACGACAGCUCAAGUUCAACCUGUGGCUCCAGACCUGCAUUCUUCAAUAGGAUUGUUGGUGGGACAAACUCUGUGAAUGGUGAAUGGCCUUGGCAGGUUAGCCUCCAAAUCGGAUCACAUGUCUGUGGUGCCUCCAUCAUCUCGGACAGAUGGCUCAUCAGUGCAGCUCACUGUUUUCAGGAUUCAAGAAGCAGCCCAUCAAUAUGGACAGCAUUGAUUGGAACAAUUGAUGUAAGAAGAGGUACUGUCCAAACUAUUGAAACAAUUAUCAUCCAUCCACAGUACCGACAAACCUCAAAUGACUAUGACAUCGCAGUGCUGAAACUUUCAUCCCCUCUGCUCUUUGAGGCUAACAUCCAGCCAAUUUGCCUUCCAUCAAGUGACCAUGUCUUCAAUGCUGGGGACAGCUGCACCAUCACAGGAUGGGGGACUCUUGAAUUUGAAGGCUCACUACCACAAAUCCUUCAAAAAGCAAAUGUGGACAUCAUCGAUGACAACACAUGCAAGAACAUCUAUUCACAAGUUACUGAAAGAAUGCUGUGUGCUGGCUUCUUAACAGGAGGAGUCGAUUCCUGUCAGGGUGACUCUGGAGGUCCAUUAGCCUGUAUGCAACCUGAUGGAAAGUGGUUUCUUGCUGGAAUCGUGAGCUUUGGUUUUCAAUGUGCCAGACCUGGUUUCCCUGGAAUCUAUGCCCGGGUAACAGCUCUGCGAGACUGGGUGCAGGAGCAGACUGGAGUAUAAAUGGUUCCAAUGAGAAAUGGUCCAAUUUGUACUGUUCCUGGAUUAAUGAACAUUCUCCAUUCAUGAAUUAUAAGUUGAUUCCUAUUCACUAUUUAUUAUUGUGUAGUGAUGCACCACUGCUGCAUUAUCAGAAAACAAUGUGAUUUUACUUUUUAGACCUGUGUUUUCAAAUUUGGAUGGGAUUUUACCACGACUGAGAGGAAUGGGGGAGCAGGAAAUGUCAUGAAAAGUUGUACCAGGAGGGCUUCCCAACACAAUCUACAGCCAGGGAAAACUCCCAGUGGCAGGACCAGCUGGACCGUGUGUGGCUAGCCAAUUUAAAUUCAUACAGGCAUGAGGAGCAGCCACCCCAAACACACAAAGGAAGUCUGCAAAGGGUGAGUUUCAUGAAGGCAUCAUCCAUGCAAUGUCCCAGAGGAUCAUCAGAGCUGGAGGUUGGGGUGUUUUGGUCGCAUGCAACAAAUAUGUCCGCCCAGCUCAAAUCAACCAUCCGGCAGAGCAUGCCUGUUAAUCUCAUCAGAAUUUUAACUUAAACCUUACCUUUCCAACGCCUCACAAUCUCGAGUUGCCUCAACAAUGCCCACUUUGUCAAGUGAGCUCAGACCUAGCCAGCAGGAAUGAGAAGCUGCCCUUAUGAAUGAUGUGUCUGGGGGAGCCAAACAGGAGGCUGCCUCCUGGAAAGAGUCUGAGCCAAAGCUCUCUGUUAGCUCGUGCGGGGCUCUGGAUCCACGCCGAACCCAUCCUGACAGCUGGGUGAGGAUCCAAAAUCCCAUGGCAAAAUCCUGCCUGUUACUCUUGAGUGAUGUGAAAACGUGUCAGUGAGGCAUUCAUAACCCCAAUAAUCUUUUUCACAAGUAGACAUUUUUGCUCAUAGUCUUCAAUUCCUGGGCUUUUUGUUUUUGUGGAUAUUACUAAAUUAGAGAAUGAGGUUACAUUUAAAAUGAGCUCUAAAUCAAUGAGUGAUAUUUGAGAGUGACAUUUCUCAGCCCUCGUGAUUAGUUUGUGUUCACCUUGUG